AUGGCGGCGGCUGCGCAGGGAGGGCUGCUCGGCAGGCUGGUCUCGGUGCUGGAGACCUACCGGGGGAGAGACCGAGUGGUUCGCACCCUCUGCUAUGGCUGCCAGCUGGCGGGAGGGGCGCUGGCCAGGAAGGACCCUGCCCGAGCACCAGUUGGGGGCAGCCUACUAGCCCUGGCAGAGCAGCUGAGCCACUGCCGGACAGUCCUGCGCCUCUUCGAUGACCUGGCCAUGCUGACCUACAGCUGUCAGUAUGGGCUGGGGGCCAAAGAGGAGGACUCCAUAGUGCGCUGGCUCUCUGUCCUCAACAACCUGGCCGACCAGCUCUACUACCCCUGCGAACACGUGGCCUGGGCUGCAGAUGCAGAGAUCGUCCGUGCCAACGCACCCAAGUGGUGGGCACUGAGCAUGGCACUCUGGGGAGCAUCUCUGCUCCUGGGGAUGGCUCGCUCUCUGAGAAUCCUGACCCAGCUCAGAUGGAAACUGCAAGCACAGCCCAGCAGCGCCAAGGAGCUGAGGGCCCAGGCAAAAGCAGAAGCGCUGACCAUCCUCAGCAACGCAGCCGAUCUGGCCAACGCCAUCCACUGGCUGCCUCCGGGACUUCUCUGGGCUGGGAAGUUCCCCCCGUGGCUGGUUGGCCUUCUGGGGACAGUCUCUUCUCUGACUGGGCUCUACCAAACCUACGAGAAGGUCAGCACCGGGACGGUGUGAGAAGCCGAUUCAGGCAGCCGGCUGGCUGGCAUCCAGCUCGGGCAAGCACAGCAACUCUUCCACCAGGGUAAUUUCUGCUUCCAGCACAGCACAGUACCGGGGGGACACAACUGGCAGGGCAGCACUGUGGAUGCCAGGGGAUGAAGCCAAGUCCAGGGGAGGUGGGGGUCCCCCUCCACAUUCCUGCAAACGGGUUCCCAGCUUGGGGGUGGGUGGGGAGACCUCCUCCUCUAGAGGCCGCCCCCCCUUGGGGGGGGGAGGGGGCCAGCUGCUCACUGUGAGACAAAUCAGGGCAAAUAAGAAUAAAGAGCAAGACUG
Gekko japonicus is the source of this 1026-nucleotide messenger RNA. RefSeq names its product peroxisomal biogenesis factor 11 gamma (gene PEX11G). The record is from RefSeq and is a predicted model, not a curated record. Bases 1 to 708 code for a protein of 235 amino acids. The transcript is spliced from 5 exons. NCBI's taxonomy places the organism in Eukaryota, Metazoa, Chordata, Lepidosauria, Squamata, Gekkonidae. Gene Ontology annotation, cellular component: peroxisomal membrane. Gene Ontology annotation, biological process: peroxisome fission.